Molecule: messenger RNA, 4418 nt
Organism: Anopheles funestus (African malaria mosquito)
Lineage: Eukaryota; Metazoa; Arthropoda; Insecta; Diptera; Culicidae
Exons: 7
Coding region: 1049-3361 (770 amino acids)
Biological process (GO): lipid metabolic process
Molecular function (GO): lipase activity
Source: RefSeq, a predicted model, not a curated record
UUUCUCACUGCUUCUCACCAUUAUUAGGCCGUAUCGUGACACGACCGGGUAUCAUCAUUAUUAUUCAUAUACAGAAGACGAAGAGCGAAGAAAAAAACUCGUCUUUCCCACCCAUCAUCAUCAUCAUCAUAUUGCUACGUUUUAAUCCCCCACCAAAUGCUGCGCCGUGGGGUGCAACAACGGAAUAGGAUUAGCAAAAUUCAUACGCGACAUACACAGCCACGUGUGUGCAGCGCCAGUAGUAAGUAGUCAGUUGCACUCGCAACGCGUACGAUCGAAAGUGAGUGGGAAAUAGAACGUUAAGUUGGCGGGAAAUUUGCUUCCAUUACGGUUGCAGAUCCUGUGCCGACGCCGGAUACGGUGUGCGUUCCAGUUCAGUAGCCAUUCGGACGUUCGAUCCUUUGCAUCUUACCAGCUAAGUAGUUCGAUCGUUUGGUCCACCAAAAUGAGUGUCAUCGAGUGAGGUUAGUAUACGCAUCGGGCCGAAUCGUGUUCAUCCUUUCGCGUUCACGCAUUUCGUUCCAUCCAGCACUUGGCGAAGACGGCCACAGAAAACGCCAUUCGAUCCCCACCCUGUACUAUAGCAAACGCCCGGCUUUAAAACACUUCGUUUCGUCAGUUUGUUAUUGUGCAAGAAAGCAACCGAUCAUCAUCAUCAUCAUCUCAACGGUCCCAAAUGUAGUGAGUUGUUAAUUUUCAGUACGAUUCCCACUAAAUCGAUCGGCCAACAGUGCGUACGGUGUGUCUCAAUGCGGUGCAGAAAUAGAAGUGCGACGGCAAUCCAACUGGAUGGACAUGGAAUUGUAAUGAAAGUGUACGGGCAACAAGUUAAAUUACAGCACCAAGUAGGACAAAGUAGUGUGUGCGUGUGAGUGUAGUGUCCCGAAAACGAAAUUGGCUACGGACAGGUACGCGAUCGAUGCCAAUCAUUUGAUCCGAUGACACAGCUGACAAUCUACACGAUCGACAAUCGAUUGGAGGUGUUGAUCUUUCGCCGAUAGUGAGAGUGUGUACUCGUAACCGUGAUCAAGUGUCCAUAGGUCGAAAAAUGUGCCAUAAGCAGCCAAGUAAUCUGUCCCAGUGUUUACGCCUUGUUCUCCUCUUGAGCUUCGUAUGGGACAUUGUUCUUGGUCACGAGUUCUCGAUAGGACCAUGCCAGUUCCAGUAUGAGGAACCGUGCACAUCCAAAACGAUCGCAUUCUACAUCUUCUCCAGUGAGCACCCGAAGGAUGGCCCAAUACUGCUCGACUCCAUUGAUCCACACGUACCGGAACACAUUUCGCUCAAUCAUACUAACAAAAUGAUCGUACACGGAUAUGGCGGUAGUAUCGAUUUCAAUGCUACCAAAAUGAUCCGCAAAGCGUACUUGCGAAAACCGAACACGAACGUCUUCAUUGUCGAUUGGGGAAAACUGUCCCGGCUUCCGUGCUAUCCAACGGCCGCCUUCAACACGAAGCAGGCGGGCGAAUGUACGGCCACAUUCCUGAUCGGGUUACAGGCGAACCAUCCGGAAUUUAGUACCCGCGAUCUGCACGCCAUCGGUUUCAGUCUCGGUGCGCACGUGCUAAGCUUCACCAGCAAUGCGCUGGAGAAAUCGAUUGGCGUUAAGUUCCGCCGUAUCACAGGUCUCGAUCCAGCAUUACCAUUCUUUGCCACGGCCCGACCUCACUGGAAGCUGGACCAAAGCGAUGCAGACUUUGUCGACGUGAUCCACACAAAUGCGGGCGUCUACGGGAAGAUCGAGGCAUGCGGCCAUGUCGAUUUCUACAUGAACGGAGGACAAAAUCAACCGGGGUGUGAAAGAGAUUCAAAUCAGCCCCUUUGCAGCCACAAGAUGUCGGCCGCCUACUUUGCGGAAUCGAUCAACAGCAAGCACGGUUUCUGGGCGACACGGUGCACCAGUUACUUUGCAUACUUUUUCGGCCUCUGUAAGUAUCGUGUCGAGCAGCAACAAUCGCUGAUUGCCGGUGAAGAUAGCAGCCGGCAGGAAGAGGCGUCGCAACCAGACGCGGCCCUCGACAGCGAAAACAACAAUGUGCACGAUACCAAUCGCAUACUGAUGGGCGAGUACUGUUCGAAUACUGAUAUUCGGUUCUAUCUGUUUACCCGAUCGAAUCCCGACGAUCGACAGUAUAUCCAUAUCGAUGAGACCUGGGAGCAGUCGAAUCUUAGCACGUCCUACUUCAAUCCAUCCCAUCCUGUUAAAGUCAUCAUCCAUGGUUACAAUGCCGAUAUGUUCCUGACACCACUGAUAAACAUGAAAGGAGAGUAUCUUUCACGUGCGAAUUAUAACCUCUUCUAUGUUGAUUGGAGUGAUCUUGCCCAUGGACCGUGUUAUCCAUCGGCCGUACACAAUACACGGCAUGUUGGCAAAUGCAUUGGUCAACUGGUUCAGCGAAUCAUCGAUGCCGGAACGGAUAAUAUUCAUCUGGUUGGGUUUUCACUAGGAGCACAGGUUACCAACUACGUCUCCACAACGGUGAGACCCUUUCGAUUGAGACGUAUUACCGGUUUGGAUCCCGCAAUGCCACUGUUCAUAACGGCAGCUGCGGAUGAUAAACUCGAUCCGUCCGAUGCUGAGUUUGUAGAUGUGAUCCACACGAAUGCACUGGUGCAGGGAAAGAUCGAACGGUGUGGACAUGCGGAUUUCUAUGUGAAUGGCGGAAUACUACAGCCAGGUUGUUGGAGCUCUGGACAAAACCCAAUGGCUUGUAGUCAUCACCGUGCACCGGACUAUUAUGCCGAAUCGAUCCGCAGCUUAACAGGCUUUUGGGGCUGGAGUUGUCAAAGCUACGUGUACUAUCUGCUUGGCUUCUGUCCACAGAAUAACGUGCAAGUUGUUGCGGGUGAAGAUUGCCCAUCCGGUACGGAGGGCAUGUUUCUAAUAUCGACCAAUCCGGCUGCACCGUUUGCGAUCGGCCGAUGGGCCGGGUUCAGCAUACCGCAGAAAAAAGAUUCCGUUCUACACAAGCACGGGCUUAAUCGGGAUCCUUUCAUUAGUGAUAUCGAUCAGUGGGGAAAACUGGACAGUUCCUUCAACAAUGCCGAUCACUUUCCAACACCGUACUCGCAGGAUCCGAAUCAAAAUAACGAUGAGUGGCCGUACUUUAAUCACAUCGGUACCAACGAGGUUACGAAGGAGCACAUCCGUACGAUUCUCGAACAGGACAAAUCUCGCUACGGUGGUGAUCGUUUACCGAUAGCUACAAGCACGCUGGCUACUACGAUCGCAACGGUGGCGCCACCUAGCGACAACGAUAUCGACGAUGCGUUCUACCUUCAGGAUCUGCGCCGACGGUUACAGCAGAAGGAAGCGAGCGUAAUGCAACACUACUCCAUGCCGAUGUUCAACGCGCACUAGUGCAUUUCAGGGGGCGCACUGACGCCACCCAGUCUGUAUUUGUCUGUGGUGCAUUCUUGCACCAACCCCAUCGAUUAUCGUAAGCUCUCGUGUUUUACCAGCAACUGUUCCCGUUGGAAACACGUCAUCUUUAUCUAAUUAAUGAGUCUCACACGUUCAGUUGACGAAGCGUAUAGAAAGUGAAGCAGGUAGACCGAGUGCAAAACCAAGAACCGGUUUCUUGAGGCAGUAAACAGGAAACACAAUUAAGUGCGACUUUCCACCUACCAAACAUAAAAAAACCCCUGAUUCCAUUGUCGACUCUGCUGUGGUGUUUCAUAUAAUUCUUACGCGAUAACUCUGCUCUUUAUGGAAAACGCGUUCAGGCGUUACAGGGAAAAUGGCUAUUCAAUCGGCUAGGUGACUGCGGUUCUAAUCAGCCUACUUUGAACGAUUAGACCUCACUGGCAGUAAAGUAAGCGUGUGUAAAUAAUAGAAGAAAAAACUAGCAACUAGUCAUCAAAAGCUAACGCUUCGAAGCCGGGAAUACUUGGGCCGUAUAGUGGUAGGGUAACACGUUUAUCUAAGUCACUGUGCCUCACGAAAAACCGUCAUGGACGGUGACAAGGGACGUAUGGUUCCGCUCCUAUGUGCCUUAUAAAUUGUCCUUACACGUUGACGAUGGUUUCAGUGUUUCGGUGGUGGUUUUGAUGGAAAAGUGCGUUCAGGGAGCCGGAUGAUCAUGAAGAUCAAGAGAGCUUUAACGUUUGUUCUUCUGCUAAGCGCAGGUUCGUAGUAGUUCGUUCGCAUAACAUCGUAGUGCCAUUUAGGGGUUGUGCUUCUGUUGAACUGAGAAGAAUUAGUUGUUGAUUAAUCAAGCUUAAAAUGUAAUAGUAUUUUAGUUUUUAAUGUGUCAUGGACAGCACAAUAGUAUAGCAUCUCCUAGGGCGAGAGAUCUUAGUGCAUCGUUGUUGUGAAGUGUACGUAUACUACGCAACUACAUAUUGCGACGAGUUGUGCGUGAAAAAGCAAAGCAAUAAAAGGAAAUUAUUACUGUUAUUAUUAGUGAAACACGAAA